AGCACGUAGAUAGCUCACAUGUCGUAAAGUUGUAAAUAUUUUAAAAAUACUUAAGACAUAUUUUUAUUGCUUUUAUAAAGAGAUACAUUAUAAAAAUUCACGAUGAGCGUCAGUGACAGCGUAUUGGAAGGCAUCGGUAAGGUACUGAACGAUCCACAAAGGCCAAUGAAAGAGCGUUUUCGGGCACUGUUUACUCUACGUAACUUGGGUGGAGAAACUGCAAUAAAAUGUAUCAGUGAAUGCUUCAAAGACGAGUCAGUGCUGCUUAAACACGAGCUAGCUUAUUGCUUAGGUCAGAUGCAGGAUAAGAGAGCAAUCCCAAUUCUGAGGAGUAUUCUGGAGAACAAAAACGAGGAUCCCAUAGUUCGACACGAAGCCGGUGAAGCAUUAGGUGCAAUAGGUGAUCCAAACCUCCUGGAACUUCUGGAGAAAUACCAGCAUGAUCCAGCAGUAGAAGUAGCAGAGACUUGUCAGAUUGCCCUACAAAGACUCAACUGGAUAUCCAAAGAUGAUUCAAAAGACAAGUUAUCCAGAAGUAAAUUUGCAUCAAUAGAUCCUGCCCCUCCGAGUGCAGAGGAUAAUGUGGAGAACUUGAGACAAAUACUGAUUGAUGAGAGCAAAACAUUGUUUGAGAGAUACCGAGCAAUGUUCAGUUUGAGAAACUUGGGAACCACUGAAAGUAUUAAUGCAUUGGGAGAAGGUUUCAGAGCGAGCAGUGCCCUUUUCCGUCACGAGGUUGCAUUCAUUUUUGGUCAGAUGCAGGACGAGCGUAGUGUGCCUUUCCUCAAGAAGACAUUAGAAGAUGUCAACGAACAUGAGAUGGUCCGACAUGAAGCUGCUGAGGCGUUGGGUUCCAUCGCCACUGAGGAAUGUACAGAAGUUUUAAAGAGGUACCUACACGAUCCACGGCCAGUAGUACGCGAGAGUUGCGAGGUGGCGCUAGACAUGUCGGAGUAUGAGAAUAGCCCGGAGUUCCAAUACGCCAACACCCUGCUCACAGUGCAGAGUUAGUUUGGCCGCUGGACGAUAGAUGGCGCUAUUACACAAUGCAUUAUUUAUAUUCAAAAUUCCUGAGUUUUGCUGAAUAAUAUUUUUUAUAUUAUGA
Messenger RNA from Aricia agestis (brown argus), 1105 nucleotides. RefSeq names its product deoxyhypusine hydroxylase (gene nero). The coding region runs from base 103 to 1011 and encodes 302 amino acids. Gene Ontology annotation, molecular function: deoxyhypusine monooxygenase activity. The record is from RefSeq and is a predicted model, not a curated record. The transcript has 4 exons. Gene Ontology annotation, biological process: peptidyl-hypusine biosynthetic process. Lineage: Eukaryota; Metazoa; Arthropoda; Insecta; Lepidoptera; Lycaenidae.